UGUUUCCUCUGACAUGAGUCAGCAACCUGCGCUCUUGUCGAGAGUGCGUUUGGGAAGCUGAUGAACGGCAUCCAAGAAUCCUGCAUGAAUAUUUAAUUGGAAAGUGGAUGCGGCUUUAAUUGUGUUUGCGGGUGACGGGCCGCAUGACAAUCCAAAUACAGUCAUCAGAGCAGAACCACAGCAGGAGCCCCGACUGACUCACUGCUCCUCAUUCACUCACGCACGCUAUAAAAUGUCUUCGAGGAAAGGAAUAGUUGGACUGACACUUUCGAGUUCUCGCAGGCUGGAUAGCGGUCCUCAUUAAAGAGGAAACCAACGGUUUUUAAGAAGUCAAGAUGCCCCCGACGAAUCCGCAACUCGGUCGCGCAGGGGGCUGUGCAAAGACGGAGGAGGAGGAAGCCGCGAGCUCCGAGGAAGACUCGAGCUCGGUUCGUGGAAGUGGGGUGUGUAAAUGGUUUAACGUGCGGAUGGGCUUUGGCUUUCUGUCCAUGACCCAUCGGGAGGGCAUCUGUCUGGACUCCCCUGUGGAUGUGUUCGUUCAUCAGAGCAAGCUUCAUAUGGAGGGCUUCCGCAGUUUGAAGGAAGGAGAAGCUGUGGAGUUCACCUUCAAAAGGUCCUCUAAGGGUCUGGAGUCCUUACGGGUGACGGGGCCAGGAGGGGUGCCAUGCGUAGGCAGCGAGAAGAAACCCAAAGGCACCCAAAAACGCCGUUCAAAAGGAGAUCGAUGCUUCAACUGUGGAGGGCCGAAUCAUCACGCCAAAGAAUGCCAGCUGCCGCCUCAGCCAAAAAAGUGCCAUUUUUGCCAAAGCAUCACCCACAUGGUGGCCAACUGUCCAAUCAAAGCACAGCAGUUGUCACCGGGAUCUCAGGGAAAAUCAACAGCCUCCACCACAGGAGAAGAAGAGGACAUGAGCCACACCCCCUUCCCUCCAGACAGCUCUGAUUAGUCGUUGUCAGGGAAACCCGAGCCCCAAUCAAAAAGUAUCAAUAGAAAGCUGCUUUUGAAACUAACUCAGGUUUUUCUUUUUCAAACAGCAGAAAUGAAUGUCGCCGCUCACUUUUGUACAUUAUUCAGAAAUGUAAAACCAGAUUAACCUAAUAUAGAAUGUUAUACUUAAAAAAAAAAAAAAAAAAAUCAUAUCCAUCUUUAUUUUUGACAGGCAUUUUAGUAAUAUGUCUGUAACACAGCUUUGCGCUCCGCAAAUUUGGGAUGAACCGGGUAUUUCAGAUGGAUAAUCGUGAAAUAAAGGGCAGAUCUCACAAAAACAUGGCAGACUCAUUAAUUUAAAAAUUGACUAAAGUUUUUAUUUUUUUUUUCAAAAUUGCUUGGCGUCUAUAUAAAUCUUCUACUAAUUUUAAAGUUAAAAUAUAGUGCAUAAUUGUGUCUUGACGGGUUUUGUGAGGUCUGCCCUGCGUGAAGCAAGUUUGAAAGGCUUUUGUUUUCUGCCUUAGGUAGCAAAGUGUCUUAGAUUUGUACCGAAACAAUCAAAACCCAUCAUGUUUACAUAUUGCAAUAAGCCUGGAUGUUGGUGAUGCUGGUGAAAUUAUUCACCUGUACACUGGAGAAAUCAUACUGACUUCCGUUUUCAUUUUUCUGAUGCUGUCUGAGACUUCUGAUUGUGGUUUACACAGGCCAAUGAAUGUUAAAAUGCUGUGUUGAUGCAUAUCAUACAUUACCUCAGCCUCUCUAUGUCAUCAGUGGAAAUAUUGUGACUGCACUGUCAUUAGCUAGUUGCUGUAAGAAAGGCACGGUGGCUUUCUUGGAUUAUUUAACGCUGUGUGUUUUGCAAGGCUCGCUCUCAUUUAAAGAUCUGGUCAAUUCUAGGCAAAGUCCAGAAGGAAUCCAACUCGUAUUUGAGCCAAGACAAUAGCACAUGUUUUUACGAUAAUCUAUUUUUUUUGUCUUUUCCUUGUGCAACAUCAUAUGAGACACUAAUGAGGUAUCAGGUUUGUUGUUCUAAAUGUAUUCCAAGAGGAGAUCCUGACUAAAUUGAUCUCGCUUUAUUGUAAAUAACUUUUAAACCGCUGUUAUUUAUUUGUAGCCACACAAACUGACCUCAAACUCUGUGAUGUUGCGAUGGACUCAGUUUGCUCUCAGUCACAACAAGAGCUAGAUCCUUUCGGUGAUUAGUUAAAGAUUGACAGCUGGUGACCAGAAUUCACAAGGUUUAUACUAUGCUGAGAAUUAUUUUGAUGCACUAUUUUAUUUUUAAUUUUUUUUUUUUCAUAAUUUAUGGCCUGUUAAUGGCCUAAAAGUUUUUUUACAAUUUAUUCCCAUGACUGCAUGAAGUUCAGGUUUGUUCUCGUUUUGAGGGAGAGCAACUGAGCUGUCAGGCUUCACUGUGUUUGAGGAAAGCAUCUGGUCUUUGCCAAACGAAAGCACAAUGAAUCCUGCGUUUAGCCUGUUUGUAUAUCUGACCCAAUCCUCAAACUUUCAGAAACUCAGUGGAUAAAAAAAUACCUAGUUUUUUUUUUUAUAUAUAUUUUUUUUUUUUGCAGCAAAGCACAACCGGUUUGGUUUCAAGCACAGGUUGAAUGUUAGAGUGGUUGGUUAGUAACUUCUAAACUAACGGCACAUCACCGCUCCACAAGAGUUAUUUUUUGCUGUUUAGAGGCUAAUUUGUCCCUCAGAAUAACGUGAAAAGGUUUUAGUAUGUUAUUGCAUGGAAGUAGGUGUUAGAAUAGUAGGCUAUAGUGUUGGGUGGAUGGGUCUCGCCUUAAACAACCUGUUGAAAACUUGAAGUUUCAGGAUGUGAAGGUUUCUUUUCCAUUGAUAAGAUUGUAUUCUAUCUUAGUUCAUACCAUUAUUGUAUAUUCCAUUAUCCUUUUUAAUAUUUUGUGGUAUUGGUUCUUUUUUUAAUCUUUAUUUAAAGUAAAAACAAGAUGCGUAACUUGUUUUGAAUCUAUACAAAUCUACCUCAGGGUGUGUUGAAAUGUAUUAAAUGGACAUUGUUACCAGAGUGCUGUCCAUUUAAAUGUGUGUGUGAGAGAGAAAUAAGUGAGUGUGUGCUUUAGUUUAUUUUUCUAGGUUUAUUAAUGUAUUUAAUACGGUAUGUGUGAUCGUUUGCAAUGUAUCUGCACUGUUUAAACUCAGCUUUGGUCAAAUGUGUGUAAAAUUGUGGUUUAAAUUUAGACCAGCUCUCAGGAGAAGUGCAAAUGUUAUAUUGCUCCAGUACGUGUUUUAAUUAUUGUUUUUUUUUUUUAACUGUAAUGUUCUCUGAGAUUAACUCGGGAGUAUGGUCAUAAUUUCUUGUUUGGUUUUGAUUAAUGAAGAGGAUAAUCAAUGUUGGUGACUUUAAUUUUGUAAUUUAGAAUUAUUCUCUUUUUUUUUUUUUGUUGCUCUCUGAUGCUCGGGGCUCCAGACGCUGCACAAAUAUGGAGCCCUGCUUAUGUUCAGUUAGUGUCUUUCAGUCAUUUUGUAUUGUCGUUCAGGUGUGGUCAGGACUGUUUGUUCCACUUGUGUUUGAUUGAGGCAAAUACGUUUAGUGUUCCCGUGACCAAAGAAUGUAGCCACAUUGAAUUAGGCAAACAGAUAGCGUGCAGUUUAUGAAGUUUCUUCUGCUGUGAUCCAUGUUGAGUGGUUUCAGAGAAAACGCUUUGAGGAUCAGUUCAUCUUGACAAAGCAUGCAAAGAAUGAUGUGCCCAAAAUGUGUUUUAGUGUUAACAUUGACAACUGCUU
This is a messenger RNA of Puntigrus tetrazona (Sumatra barb), 3679 nucleotides long. RefSeq names its product lin-28 homolog Ab (gene lin28ab). Lineage: Eukaryota; Metazoa; Chordata; Actinopteri; Cypriniformes; Cyprinidae. The coding region runs from base 336 to 947 and encodes 203 amino acids. The transcript has 4 exons. The record is from RefSeq and is a predicted model, not a curated record. Gene Ontology annotation, molecular function: zinc ion binding; nucleic acid binding.